Daphnia magna is the source of this 843-nucleotide messenger RNA. RefSeq lists its product as uncharacterized. The record is from RefSeq and is a predicted model, not a curated record. Bases 1 to 843 code for a protein of 280 amino acids. The transcript has a single exon. NCBI's taxonomy places the organism in Eukaryota, Metazoa, Arthropoda, Branchiopoda, Diplostraca, Daphniidae.
AUGAUUGAGCUUGAAUGCUUAGGGGUCACAUGGGCAAUGUACAAGUGCCGGCAAUUCAUCGAAGGACUACCAUCGUUUGAAGUAAUAACGGACCACAAGCCAUUAAUCCCCAUCCUGAACGACUAUGCCUUUGAUAAGCUCGAUAAUCCACGACUUCUCCGCCUGCGCCUGAAAAUGCAGCGAUUUUCAUUCGUCGCCAAAAGGGUCCCGGGUAAAUCGAACACAGACGCCGACGCACUCUCGCGAGAACUAGUCGACAAAGCAACCGCGGCGGACGAGUUAGCCGAAGGAACCCCUUCCUUUUCACCUCGUGUAGCAAUGCUAAGUGCCAUCGAGUUAUCUGAGCCGUCCGUCCUCGACCCAGUGCUAGAGAAAGUAAAAUCAGCCGCAGCGGUGGAUCCAGUAAUGUUCGAACUACGAGAGCUGGUGCUACGUGGAUUUACAAAUGAAAAAGCCAACCUGUCACUCCCUAUGCGUCCAUUUUGGGCCGUUCGACAUCAGCUAGCCAUCGAUGAAGGCGACGACAUAAUCGUAAUGGGAGCCCGCGUUUUUGUACCUUCCAUUUUACGGCGAGACAUCGUCAACGAUUUAGUUGAUAUGCAUCAAGGGGCCACCAAGCUACGACAACGAGCACGUCUAGCCCUGUAUCGGCCACAUAUGGACGUUGACAUUGCCAAUGCGGCCCGCAAUUGCACCAAAUGCUUCGAACGCUUGCCAUCUCAUCCUCCAGAACCCUUGGUCCAGCGCCAACCGGCAUAUCGACCAUUUGAGCAGAUCAGGGCCGACCUCGGAGAACACAAAGGCAAACACUUUCUCAUUUUCGUCGACCAUUUUAGCGGCUGA